Messenger RNA from Terrapene triunguis (Three-toed box turtle), 1422 nucleotides. It is a transcript of the gene FOSL1, whose product is annotated as FOS like 1, AP-1 transcription factor subunit. Lineage: Eukaryota; Metazoa; Chordata; Testudines; Emydidae. Gene Ontology annotation, biological process: regulation of transcription by RNA polymerase II. Gene Ontology annotation, molecular function: DNA-binding transcription factor activity, RNA polymerase II-specific; RNA polymerase II cis-regulatory region sequence-specific DNA binding. The record is from RefSeq and is a predicted model, not a curated record. The coding region runs from base 1 to 972 and encodes 323 amino acids. The transcript is spliced from 4 exons. Gene Ontology annotation, cellular component: nucleus.
AUGUUCAGGGACUAUGGAGCGGGCAGUGCGGACGGCCCGGGAUCCUCGUACAACCCUCGCCCUCAGCACCCUGCCCUGCGCAGCAUGGGACCGGCCGCCGCCUCAGGGACUCCGGGAGCAGCGCAGCAGAAGUUCCCCCCUGGUCCAAGCGCAGGGGCUGCCAGCUUCGUUCCCAGCCUCAACACCAUCACCUCCAGCCAGGACCUGCAGUGGAUGGUUCGGCCCACGACGCUCAACACAUGCUCCUCGCCCUCCUCCUCCUUCACAGCUGCCCCAUACCCCCGCCCCUAUGGCCCCUACCCUGCCGGGGCCCGCCCAGGCGUCAUCCGCACCAUUGGGCCCACCCCUGGGCUACGUCGGAGGCACAGUGAGCAUAUGACCCCCGAGGAAGAGGAGCGGCGCAGGGUACGACGGGAGAGGAACAAACUGGCUGCAGCAAAGUGCCGGAACCGGAGGAAAGAGCUAACGGACUGUCUGCAAAUGGAGACGGACCAGUUGGAGGAGGAGAAGUCAGGCCUGCAGAAGGAGAUUGCAGAGCUGCAAAAGCAGAAGGAGAGGCUUGAGCUGAUUUUGGAGGCCCACCGGCCAGUGUGCAAAGUGCAGGAUGAGUCCUCGGGAGAGGAGGAGGAGCUGGGGGGGCCGUCCGCCCCACCCCCUGUCAAGCAGGAGUCCCCGGACCCUCCCCCAGCAGUCCCACGUCGGCCCCCACCACCGGUGCCCCCACGGAUCAGCCUUCCCCCCAGCGGGGUCCUGGAGCCUGAGGCUCUGCACACCCCCACCCUGAUGGUCACACCCUCGCUAACUCCCUUCACUCCAAGCCUGAUCUUCAACUACCCUGCCCCAGGGGAAGGGGAGCCCUCUGCUGGCCAUACCUUCCCGCCUGAGCCCUGCAGCUCUGCCCACCGGCGUGGGAGCAGCAGUGGUGACCAAUCAUCUGACUCCCUCAACUCCCCCACCCUGCUGGCGCUCUGACAGGCACGGCUUCCCCAGCCCUUUUCUUCCUGCUCAGGAACCAGCCUCAUGACCAGGAACCUUCCACAUGGUUCCAGACAAUUCUAGAACUGUUCCCUGUCAUCCAGGGCCCUUCUGGAACCAUUUAUCUCAGCUGUGGUACCUUUAUGAUCAUUCUAGCACUUUUUCCCCAUUAUCCCAACUUCCUGUUCAUUCCAGACACAUCUGAAAUCUCCCCUUCCACUUUCAAACCUUCACUGUCAUUCUAGAUAAUUCUAGAAGCACCCCACCACACACACACUCCAUUCCAGGCUCCCAAUUAUUUCACACCCAUCUGGAAUUUCCCCCUCAGCUCUAGAACUUUCAGUGACAUUCUAGAACCUUCCCUGCCAUCGGUGUUUGAUUAUUCCAGGGCUCCCUGGAAUCUUUCACUCACGAGUCAGGAACCUGUCCAUCCCUUUACCAUCAUUA